Nematolebias whitei (Rio pearlfish) is the source of this 1957-nucleotide messenger RNA. It is a transcript of the gene fermt3b, whose product is annotated as FERM domain containing kindlin 3b. NCBI's taxonomy places the organism in Eukaryota, Metazoa, Chordata, Actinopteri, Cyprinodontiformes, Rivulidae. Bases 1 to 1950 code for a protein of 649 amino acids. Gene Ontology annotation, molecular function: integrin binding. Gene Ontology annotation, biological process: integrin-mediated signaling pathway; cell-matrix adhesion; leukocyte cell-cell adhesion. Gene Ontology annotation, cellular component: cell-substrate junction. The transcript is spliced from 14 exons. The record is from RefSeq and is a predicted model, not a curated record.
AUGGCGGCGUGGGAUCUUUCCGUCACUGUGGAGGACCUGGGGCCUGAUGCCCCCCCUGUCACCAUCAGUGUUACCUCUGAUCUUCACACUGGAGGAGUUAUCGUCAAGCUGGUAGAAAAGACGCAGAUCAAGCGUGAUUGGUCAGACCAUGCACUGUGGUGGGACCAGAAGCAGCGGUGGCUGCUGCGAACAGCCUGGACUCUGGACAAAUAUGGGAUCCACGCAGACGCCCGGCUGGUUUUCAUGCCUCAACACAAGCCCCUUAAACUGGGCCUGCCCAACGGCACGACGGUGAGGCUGAGGGCCUGCUUCUCCAACCCCGUCUUCCAGACCGUGAUGGGCAUCUGCAGGAUGUUUAACAUCCGUCACCCAGAGGAGCUCUCCCUCCUACGCCCUGUGGAGGAGAAGAAGAAGAAAAAAGACAAAGAUCUGAUGGAGGAGAUCUACGACCUGACCGAGGUGCCCCUUUCCUCGGGUACACUCAUCCCAUUUUUGUCCCGGCCCUGCCUGUACAACGGCAUGCCGGCUCACUUUGCUGACUCAGAGAACAUGGAGGCCAUUUACAAGAUGCUGUCCAUCACUCAGCCUCCUCCCGCCCCCGAGGUCAUCUCCAAGCAGUAUCGUCCGGCCAGCGUGGUGGACAAGGCUCACAUCAACGGCAGGUGGCUGGACUCAUCACGUUGUCUCAUGCAGCAGAGCAUCCAAGAAAACGACCGACUCUGGCUUCGUUUCAAGUACUAUUCCUUCUAUGAUAUAGACCCCAAGUACGAUAUGGUGCGUCUGACCCAGAUUUAUGAGCAGGCCCGCUGGGCCAUCCUGCUGGAGGACGUCGACUGCACAGAGGAGGAGAUGAUGCUGUUUGGAGCUCUGCAGUACCACAUCAGUAAGGUGUCUCAGUCGGAGCCCCAGACUCUGAGCUCCAGCGCUGCCAUGGAUGACCUGGAGUCCGCCCUGCAAUCUCUGGAGGUCAAGAUGGAGGGAGAGAGCAGCUCUGCGACUGAGCUGCUGGAAAACAUGACGGCUCCAGAGCUCAACGACUACUUAAAGAUAUUUAGACCCAAGAGACUCACUCUGAAGGGAUACAAGCAGUACUGGUUCAAGUUUCAGGACACCUCCAUCUCUUAUUUCAAGAGCAAAGAGGAGAGUAUCGGGGAGCCCAUUCAACAGAUUAACCUCAGAGGAUGUGAGGUGGCUCCAGAUGUUAAUGUGGCAGCUCAGAAGUUUCUCAUCAGACUGCUGAUACCAGCACCCGAAGGCAUGAAUGAGUUGUAUCUGCGCUGUGAAAACGAGCAGCAGUACGCUGAGUGGAUGGCUGGAUGUCGGCUGGCCUCCAAAGGCAAGACUCUUGCGGACAGCAGUUUCCAGAGUGAGAUCCAAAGCAUCCGUUCGUUCCUGGCUAUGCAGAAGACCAACUCUGGUUCCAGUGCAGCUGCCAGUGAUGAAAGCAUCAACACUCACAGUCUGGUAUCACCACGCUACCAUAAAAAGUACAAGCCUAAACAGCUGACCCCUCGUAUCCUGGAUGCGUACCAGAAUGUGGCCCAGCUCUCACUGACAGAUGCGCUGAUGCGUUUCCUGCAGAUCUGGCAGGCCCUGCCCGACUUUGGACUCUCAUACGUUGUUGUCAGGUUUAAGGGUAGUCGAAAAGACGAGGUACUGGGCAUAGCCCCCAACCGGCUGAUCCGGAUCGACCUGGGAGUGGGUGAUGUGGUCAAGACCUGGCGUUAUAACAACAUGAAGCAGUGGAACGUCAACUGGGACAUACGGCAGAUGGCCAUUGAGUUUGAGGGCAACGUGAACAUCGCCUUUAGCUGUGUGACGGCAGACUGUAAAAUUGUUCACGAGUUUAUCGGAGGCUACAUCUUCAUGUCAACACGCAGCCAUGAGAAGGGCGACACGCUCAAUGAAGAGCUCUUCCAUAAACUGACCGGAGGCCACGAAGCUCUCUAAGACUGAA